AUGGCGGCCUGUUCUUGCACCAGCAGCGCAGCCAUUUCCCAGGUCGCGUUUAUCUACUGGCAGCCCCAGCAGCGGCCGACACCACUCAACCAAUCCUUUGAUACCUUUGCUGCGCAGCAGUCGGAUCUCUGGACAGAACCCGAACUGUCUUUCUCCGAUAUCGACUGGAAUUUUAUCUCUACCAACCACCAUCAUGCUACCCCUUACUCUACGGCCGCGGGCGGACUUGAUAUGUCUGUCACGGACCCAUACGGUGUGGCGACCGCCUUCGCUUCCCUCUCAGACUCGGGCUCCCUUGAGCAACAGUCUCAGAACACUUCCUCUUUCAUUCCUAGUUCGGCGAAUUCCCAAGAUGGGCUUUCGCAUUCUUCACCUGCAUCUCAAGUCCCGGCUUCCGUUGCAACAUCUAAGUCUAGUCCUGCGAAUUCGCUGGGUGAUGACGCCCUGGGUCGUGUUGACUCGUCUCGCGUAGAAAAACGCAGACUGAAUACACUUGCGGCUCGGAGAUGUCGGCAGCGGCGUGUCGAUCAGAUGAAGACUCUCGAAGACGAGUUGGAACUUAUCCGGAAAGAACGUGAUGAGCUGAGGCUUAAGGUUUCGAAGCUGGAGGGGGAAACGGAGGCAUUGAAAGGACUUCUCUCUCGAAAGAGCAAGUGA
Penicillium angulare is the source of this 657-nucleotide messenger RNA. RefSeq names its product bZIP transcription factor JlbA/IDI-4. The transcript has 3 exons. Gene Ontology annotation, cellular component: nucleus. The record is from RefSeq and is a predicted model, not a curated record. Bases 1 to 657 code for a protein of 218 amino acids. Gene Ontology annotation, biological process: regulation of transcription by RNA polymerase II. Gene Ontology annotation, molecular function: DNA-binding transcription activator activity, RNA polymerase II-specific; RNA polymerase II transcription regulatory region sequence-specific DNA binding. Lineage: Eukaryota; Fungi; Ascomycota; Eurotiomycetes; Eurotiales; Aspergillaceae.